UCUCUCAGUACUUGUCAUCCGCGAGUGUGUGUGAAAACUGUCUAUUAUUAAACAUUUCACUUAUAUUCACUCUUUUUUUUCUCUCUCUCUUUCUUUCACUUUUAAACAUACCAGUGCUCUGUUUUGAUACAGUAUUACAGAGGAAACUCAAUGAUUAAAUUCAGUGGAAAUUCUCACAACAAAAAACAGUUUACAUCUACUGGUUUGAACUGUUUGUUUGAUUGAUUGAUUGAAGACAUUGAAUAUACGGUAGUAUUUAUCACACCGUCAGCAAUGGUUAUGAACUAUUGUCACAAAAACGAGAUGGCAAUGGCCUGGUUGGACAUGUGUUGUGUACAAAAUUCAUUGUUUUGCGGGCCAUCCAAGACUAUACUAAACUCUUUGAACGGUUGUAUCAAUUUUCAUACAUUGACAGCACUGAUGGGUCCUUCCGGUGCUGGAAAGACAACACUAUUGAAGUGUAUUAAUAUGCGGCCCAACUGUGGCCUCACUAGCGAUUCGCAAAUGUUUGUCAACAAAUAUACUGAUUUAAGGACUUGUUUUAUAAUGCAAUCGUCUGAUGAACACCUGUUCAUGGGUUUGACAGUCAGAGAAUCAUUAUUAUUUGCAUCGAGAAUAAAGAAUCGGUCGUCAAAACGGGAGCUCAACUAUCGGGACAGUUAUGCACAAACUGGUACCUCAUUGUUAAAUCUAAACGAUGUCCGCGAAGACGGAUCCGAUGAAAGCUAUGAGUCGACAGCAGUGACAAUGGAGAAGUGGUCCGAUCCGUACGAUAAAAAUGGCAAUUUUGAUCACAACAUGAAUAUCAUGAAAAUACUUCAGGAACUCCUACUGGAAGACUGUGCCGACAAUGCUGUCCAUACGUGUAGUGGCGGAGAACAGAAACGACUUUCCGUCGGUCUUGAAUUGGUUCAGCAAAUUAAGCCAAACCUCUUGUGUAUCGAUGAGCCCACCAGUGGUUUAGAUAGUAAUGCAUCGGAAAUGGUUAUACAAUGCCUGAAACAACUAUCAGAUCGGCACCGGAUGGCAAUUGUCACUUCAAUACAUCAGCCGAACUCACUAUUGUUGUCAAUGUUUGAUCAGUUGUAUGUUCUGUCCAAAGGUGGUCACUGUGUGUUUGCCGGUCGACCCAAUCAUCUGCGCGAUCAUCUGACGACAUGCGACAUCAACUGUGCCGAAGAUAUACUACCCAUUGAAAUGCUAUUGAAAAUUUCAUCAAAGUUUCCCAACAAUUCAUAUAAUAAAUAUAGCAAAACUAAUGGCUCUAACAAUGUAGAAGACGAGACAAUGACUAUAAAUAACAAUAAUAAUGAAAUCGAUCGACUCAUUGAUAUUACUAUAAAACAAGUACCGGAUAUUGUGGCCGAGUGUCAAACCAAUGGCCGAUUUGUGUCCAAAUCUAUUAACAAACACACAAAAUAUUUUAAUUUUUAUCACUUUUACUAUUUAUUAAUGCGAGGAAUCACUUGUUUUAUCCGAUCUGAAUGGCGAGUGAGCGCCGCGUUGGCCACUUUUUCAAUAGUGGUAGCAGUUAUGUUAAUCUAUUUGUACGGUACCGACAUUGGCCAGGAAAACGGCUGUAUGGACUUAUACGCUGCCGCCGUUGCGGUGGCCAACCGUACACCAACACAGGUCUCAUCGCUGGAACAGUCGCUCAGACUGUUGAGCCAAGAAUCCAAAGUAUCUCUUAAUCUCAAGUGUCAGUUCUUUGUGGUGGUAUUUCUGCAGUUUGUGUCAAUGGCCUGCACUAUACUGGUGUUCCCGUCAGAGGUACGGAUAUUUCUCAACGAACACCACAACAAGUGGUAUUCUACCAGUUCAUACUUCUGGUCCAAAUUUAUGCUGGAAAUACCCGUUUCUAUUGUCAUAUCAUAUGUUUACUCAUUUAUCAUAUACUACGGCACCGGACAACUAUCCGAUGCCUACCGUUACGCUUAUUUUACUUUAAUUGUCACAUUUGGUAUGUCCAUAGCCAACAGUGCCGGUACACUUGUAGGCAUUAUAUUUGCCCGAAGCUUUCAAGUGGCCACCACAUCGGGUGUUGUCCUAUUUCUUGUGCUGGUCCUGUUGUCCGGUUUUUUCGUACCGUUAACCAUACAACACGAAAUUAUUCGUUCAUCCAGUUAUCUAUCGUUUAUAAAGUUAACAUUUGAGGCAAUAAUGGUAUCCAUCUAUGGUAUCGAUCGGUGCGAGUCGACCCAAAUAUCUAUAAUGUUACACCAAUUGGAGCUCAACGAUGACGAUCUGACUAUUAACUCCUACUGGAUAGUUGGCCAUUUAAUAGUGUGGCGUCUAUUGGCACUGUUGGCACUGAUAUAUCGGGCCAACGACUGGAGUAUUGCUAAUCUGAUCCAACGACAAAACAAAGCUAAGCAAUUGACUACUACUACUGUGAUGACCGACAAUAAAAGUAUUACAUUUACUGCAAACUACUUGAACACAGAUAACAAGUCUACAAGUGAUACAUAAUUUAAGUCAAAUUUUAACCUAAUAG
Molecule: messenger RNA, 2494 nt
Organism: Oppia nitens
Lineage: Eukaryota; Metazoa; Arthropoda; Arachnida; Sarcoptiformes; Oppiidae
Product: ATP-binding cassette sub-family G member 4-like
Exons: 7
Coding region: 274-2469 (731 amino acids)
Cellular component (GO): plasma membrane
Molecular function (GO): ATP binding; ATP hydrolysis activity; ABC-type transporter activity
Source: RefSeq, a predicted model, not a curated record